Perkinsus marinus ATCC 50983 is the source of this 417-nucleotide messenger RNA. RefSeq lists its product as hypothetical. The record is from RefSeq and is a predicted model, not a curated record. The coding region runs from base 1 to 417 and encodes 138 amino acids. The transcript is spliced from 6 exons. Lineage: Eukaryota; Perkinsozoa; Perkinsida; Perkinsidae. Gene Ontology annotation, molecular function: cyclin-dependent protein serine/threonine kinase regulator activity.
AUGAGCCCGGCGCACUUCCCAGAUGAGAAUGAGUACUCAGACAAGUACAUGGAUGAUACCUACGAGUACCGUCAUGUUAUACUCAACAAGCCCACGUAUAGAAUGCUACAGCGGUCGGUCCGUGGGUACUCUGCGUCGACUAUAUUAGAAGAAAACGAAUGGAGAGUACGCAUCGAUCCUACAGAGACCGGCUACCUUGCCCAGGAGGCCUUAGCAAAAUUGAGGACCGCCGCAAUUCUCAUCAAGCAGGCCGGAAUGCAGGCUACAGCUAUGAACCAGCAGAUCGCGACUGCAGUGAGGCAGGGAGAAAUGGCAGCUCACGCGGCGAGGGCUCAGGUGGCAGAGCACAUUGGCGCGACUAGUCCUGGAGAUGCGGGAUGGUAUGUUGAGAGGCUUGCGAGUUAUAGAGUCCAUUAG